AUGAUAAUCACGGGGGGCUCCAACGGCGGAAGAUUUUGCACUGCAUUUGGCAUGAUCUGAGCCGCCCCAUGUCUAUGCCGGAGCCGGAGUCAAGGCCCGCCAAAGUCCAGGGCGGGUCACCCUCUGCAUCAGUACCUGAUUCGUUGUUUGAUUCCUAUUGUUUUCGCGGCCAGCGAACACCAAGAACCCAGCGAUUCAAACGAGAAGGAAAGCCCUGUUUGUCCAUUCCGGAGACCAAACCGGGCCAUGACAGCCGAGUUGGGACGAGUCAGCGUUCCAAAUCAACUAGGCUUAGGGCUAAAUCUAAGCCUCAACUCCAAACCCAACCCCAACCUACAUUGAAUGCUUUGCCACUAUCAAGUACAUGUUUUGGAACAAUGAAAAUAUUGCCACGAGAUUUCUUUCAAAUUGAUGCGUUAGACCUUGCCCCCCGUUUGCUGGGAAAGUUUAUCCGCAGGGACGAUGUUAUUCUCCAGAUUACUGAGGUGGAAGCAUACAGACAAAAUGAUUCAGCUUGUCAUGGUCGAUUUGGCAUCACAGCAAGAACUGCCCCUGUUUUUGGGCCGGGUGGACAUGCGUAUGUUUAUCUUUGCUAUGGUCUCCACAUAAUGCUGAAUGUUGUUGCUGACAAGGAGGGAGCUGGGGCUGCUGUUUUGAUUCGUUCUUGUGCCCCCGUUAGUGGAUUGGAUGUCAUUCAGCAGCGCCGAGGUCAGAAAACUGAGAAACCUGUACUUCUUACUGGCCCUGGGAAGGUUGGUCAGGCACUGGGUCUUUCAACAGAAUGGUCCAACCAUCCCCUUUAUAGACCAGGUGGUUUGGAAGUGUUAGAUGGUCCAAAGCCAGAAAGCAUGUUGGUAGGACCAAGGGUUGGCAUUGAAUACGCAUCGCCAGAGCAUGUGAGUGCUUUGUGGAGAUUUGCCAUCGCAGGCACCCCAUGGAUAAGUGCUCCCAAAAACACCCUCAGGCCUCCCUCAUAAGCCAUAACAAUGAUGUUUCCCCUUUUUGGUAAACUGCAACAAUGUGAUAUUAGGAAGCAGGUUUUGUUCCUUAAAUAGGAGCUUCCAAUGACAUUAAUCUUUGAAUUAUGACUAAUUAGUAAUUAGUACGUUUUAUUGGUGUUACA
Molecule: messenger RNA, 1123 nt
Organism: Prosopis cineraria
Lineage: Eukaryota; Viridiplantae; Streptophyta; Magnoliopsida; Fabales; Fabaceae
Product: DNA-3-methyladenine glycosylase
Exons: 6
Coding region: 69-977 (302 amino acids)
Biological process (GO): base-excision repair
Molecular function (GO): DNA binding; alkylbase DNA N-glycosylase activity
Source: RefSeq, a predicted model, not a curated record